GCAUUCGCGAGGUGAGAUGCUUGGUGCUUCCCUCGGAAGGCCUGCAUGUCAAUGAGGGACGGCCAUCUGGAAAUCACUGCUUAAGACACAGAAACCAGCUGCAGCUCUUGCAGCGCACACUUGCUCAAUCACAGGGCAACAAAGGGACGGAUGCUUUUUCUAUCGCUCGGGCCAUUAUACUACACAUAUAUGCACUGACACAGUCUAUUGGAGAGCUGCUAUAUGCAAUUGCUAAAGAAUUGACGCGGUUGACUGCAUCAGACUUCAAUUUAAGUUAUGGAGCUGGAGCACUUUGACGAGCGGGAGAAAGCCCAGAGAAACACCCGCCGAGGCUCCAGGAACAACGGGCUGCCGAGCCCCACUCACAGUGCCCACUGUAGUCUGUACAGGACCCGGACACUGCAGUCCCUGGCCUCGGAGAAGAAAGCCAAGAAGGUCCGCUUUUAUCGCAACGGAGACCGCUACUUCAAAGGGAUUGUCUACGCUAUUUCCCAGGACAGAUUUCGGUCUAUAGACGCCCUGUUAGCCGAUCUGACCCGCUCCCUGUCAGAUAAUGUGAACUUGCCCCAGGGGGUAAGGACCAUCUACUCUAUUGACGGGACCAAGAAGAUAUUGGGCAUGGAGCAGCUGGAGGAAGGUAAGCUAACCCUUAACCAUACCCCAAGGGAUGGGAUGGGACAGUAUUGA
This is a messenger RNA of Oncorhynchus gorbuscha (pink salmon), 687 nucleotides long. Its product is annotated as neuronal migration protein doublecortin-like. The record is from RefSeq and is a predicted model, not a curated record. NCBI's taxonomy places the organism in Eukaryota, Metazoa, Chordata, Actinopteri, Salmoniformes, Salmonidae. Bases 277 to 687 code for a protein of 136 amino acids. Gene Ontology annotation, cellular component: axoneme. The transcript has 2 exons. Gene Ontology annotation, biological process: axoneme assembly; photoreceptor cell development; retina development in camera-type eye.